GGGCCAGGGUGAUGUUUUGGCAUGCAGGUUAUCAUGGAGAUCUGUGAUUCAGCUGGCAUUGAUUUGGCAUUUGCUAAGUGCAGAGCCCAAGCUGGAUGCCCGAGGGAGAAAGGCAGGAAAAUCCAGGCGGCCACCCCACCCUCCAAGUGCAUUGCCAAUCUCGGGAGGCGAGACUGGGCUCCACAAGCCAGUCAAGGGCUUAUGUGAGUCAGAGGCUCUGAGUUCAAGUCUCAGCUAGCUCUGUGGAUCUGACCUCGAGCCAGCUUUGCCAUUAUGGGCCACGGGAAAAGCAAAGGAUCACAGACGGAAUGUUGCUCUUGUUGCCGAGGCUGGAGUGCCGUGAUGUGAUCUUGGCUCACCUCAACCUCUGCCUCCCAGGUUCAAGCCAUUCUCCUGCCGCAGCUUCCUGGGUAGCUGGGAUUACAGGCGCGCACCACCACGUCCAGCUAAGUUUUGUAUUUUUAGUAGAGACGGGGUUUCUCUAUGUUGGCCAGGCUGGUCUCAAACUCCUGACCUCAGGUGAGCCACCCACUUCAGCCUCCCAAAGUGCUGGGAUUACCAGCAUGAGCCACCGCGCCCAACUGUGUUCUUGAACUUUCCAUACACAGACUCACUUGGGUCCCUGUAUGCCUAGCUUCUGCCCCGCAUCAGUUGGGGGCCUCCAUCCAUGUGGUUGGGUGUGAUCACCUAUCCUCUUCAGCUGCUAAUGUUUGGACCCCGGAUUUCCUCCUCUGUCCCGGGCCUGUCGUCACCACCCGUUCUGUCUUCCUUCCAGGUCUCCACCCCUGGGCAGGAGAGGAGCCGACCACCUCGGGGGUGCUUUCUCUGCACUUGAACAUCUAUAGCUGCUUCUGAGGGGCUGGGAGCUGGGCCCCGGGGAGAGACGAGCCAUGGACCCCCCACAGCCUCAGCAUUCGGGGACCUCACCUUAGGAGAGUGCCAUUUACAGCUUCCGCCAGGGCAAAGGAGCUGAGCAGCCAUCCCAAGCCCAGCCCACCUCCCUCCCCCGGCCCCUGGUGGGCAUGGACUAGCAGCUGUGAGCAGCCAGAGCUGAUGCCCGGCCCCCAGGGGGGUGGAGGCGCCCCCACCAUGAGCCUGGGCAAGCUCUCGCCUGUGGGCUGGGUGUCCAGUUCACAGGGAAAGAGGCGGCUGACUGCAGACAUGAUCAGCCCCCCACUCGGGGACUUCCGCCACACCAUGCAUGUGGGCCGCGGCGGGGACGUCUUCGGGGACACCUCCUUCCUCAGCAACCACGGUGGCAGCUCCAGGGGCACCCAUCGCUCACCCCGCAGCUUCCUGGCCAAGAAGCUGCAGCUGGUGCGGAGGGUGGGGGCGCCCCCCCGGAGGAUGGCGUCUCCCCCUGCACCCUCCCCGGCUCCACCGGCCAUCUCCCCCAUCAUCAAGAACGCCAUCUCCCUGCCCCAGCUCAACCAGGCCGCCUACGACAGCCUCGUGGUUGGUAAGCUCAGCUUCGACAGCAGCCCCACCAGCUCCACGGACGGCCACUCCAGCUACGGCCUGGACUCUGGGUUCUGCACCAUCUCCCGCCUGCCCCGCUCGGAAAAGCCGCAUGACCGAGACCGGGAUAGUUCCUUCCCCUCUGAGCCCGGGCUUCGCCGCUCUGACUCUCUCUUGUCCUUCCGCCUGGACCUCGACCUUGGGCCCUCGCUCCUCAGCGAGCUGCUAGGGGUCAUGAGCCUCCCAGAAGCCCCUGCAGCUGAGACUCCAGCCCCCGCUGCAAACCCCCCAGCACCUACUGCAAACCCCACGGGUCCUGCCGCAAACCCCCCAGCCCCUACUGCAAACACCCCAGCGCCUGCUGCAAACCCCUCAGUGCCUGCCGCAACCCCCACGGGUCCUGCUGCAAAUCCCCCAGCCCCUGCCGCAAGCUCCACACCCCAUGGACACUGUCCCAAUGGGGUAACAGCUGGGUUGGGCCCAGUGGCUGAGGUGAAGGCCAGCCCAGUGGGAGGGGGUCCCCGAGGACCUGCUGGCCCUGCCCUCGGCAGGUACUGGGGAGCAGGCUGGGAUGGCGGCCACCACUACCCAGAGAUGGAUGCGCGGCAGGAGCGGGUGGAGGUGCUGCCCCAAGCCCGGGCCUCCUUGGAGAGCCUGGACGAAGAGUGGAGGGCGCCCCAGGCAGGCAGCAGGACCCCGGUGCCCAGCACAGUGCAAGCAAACACCUUUGAAUUUGCGGAUGCUGAGGAGGAUGAUGAGGUCAAGGUGUGAGGGGCUGGGGCACGGUUCCGGGACCCACCUAGGUGCAGAGCCGGCCCCUCACCUAACAGCUGGUUCCUACCAGACCAGAGAGGGGAGAAGUCGAGUUGCCCCUAAACCCCUCCCCACCUCUGCAGGACAGACAUGGGAGGGAGGACAGGGAAGGCCAGGCUUGCUCUGGGACUUUUAUGCUCCCAGAGGCCCUGCCAAACUGACCACCUCCCCCCACUGCCACUCUGGACCUAAUAGCUCUUCCUUAGGCCCCACUCCAUGCCACCCCCACCAGCUGGAGGACCCAGCCUCACAGUGUGUCCUUUGUGCCAGACCAAGCUGCCCGUGGCGGGUGGGGGACAGGGAGUGUACCACACAGGGCCAUUGUCUCACCUCCCAAAGGGACCGCCUGCCCCCAGCUCAUCCCAGAGCAUCCCCGCUGCAACCCUGACAGCCCCCUCCCAGGCCGCUUUCCCAACAUCCCCGCCCCAGCCUCCCUCUUACCCCAGAAGGGUCAGGUAUGACCUCCCGGGGAGGAAUCCCACCUGCCUGUAUACCCGAGACUUGCCUCUGGGGCCUGAUUAAAUAAGGCUGUUUUGAUAAAA
Molecule: messenger RNA, 2813 nt
Organism: Pongo pygmaeus (Bornean orangutan)
Lineage: Eukaryota; Metazoa; Chordata; Mammalia; Primates; Hominidae
Gene: CDC42EP1
Product: CDC42 effector protein 1
Exons: 3
Coding region: 1054-2229 (391 amino acids)
Biological process (GO): regulation of cell shape; positive regulation of actin filament polymerization; Rho protein signal transduction
Cellular component (GO): cytoplasm; plasma membrane; cytoskeleton
Molecular function (GO): small GTPase binding
Source: RefSeq, a predicted model, not a curated record